AUGAUUAUUCAAUCUUCUCCACUUCUGAACAUUUCUCAAGCUAUCAGUAAUACUCAAACAGUCAUAAUGUGUGGAUUAUCCAUUGAUAUUUAUGAAUCAUUCAAUCAAACUCAAGUUACCAUUUGUCCAUAUGUAUUCAUUGAUCGUAAUAAUAUUAAAAUAUUCAAUAUAAGUAUCUCUAUCGAUAGUUUCAAUCAAUUAAUUAUUCAAUCCUAUCCUUCGAUAACUGUACCACCAAAGAUUUCAGUCAAGCAUACUAAUGAAACAUUCAUUUCUCCGUCAAUCAUCACAACCAAUUCCACUUAUUAUCUUACAUUUUCGUCGGAAUUGACCUGUCGAUAUUCACCACAAUACAAUGAAACAACAUGUUUCUAUUAUCCCCAAACAUCGAGUUUUAUCCAUAUUGAAUACGAUUAUGAUGGAAUUCAUGAUGGUACUUUUGAUUUAUUCGAAACAGCACGAAAUAACAUCUCUCGGAUUUUCCUUGUUCUUGCCGUUUUGACUCUCGUCAUCUGUCUAAUUCUUGUCUGGUGGGUGAUAUGUGCACGUCAAAUCAUACUUCGUCAAAAUAAUCAAUUCGAUGAUGUCGCCCAUUCGCAGAUGGAUAAGCAAGAAACAACGAAACAGUCCAAAGUGGAAUCAUAG
Molecule: messenger RNA, 645 nt
Organism: Adineta ricciae
Lineage: Eukaryota; Metazoa; Rotifera; Eurotatoria; Adinetida; Adinetidae
Source: the annotation of a GenBank genome assembly